Messenger RNA from Teleopsis dalmanni, 956 nucleotides. It is a transcript of the gene Coq4, whose product is annotated as ubiquinone biosynthesis protein COQ4 homolog, mitochondrial. The record is from RefSeq and is a predicted model, not a curated record. Lineage: Eukaryota; Metazoa; Arthropoda; Insecta; Diptera; Diopsidae. Gene Ontology annotation, biological process: ubiquinone biosynthetic process. Gene Ontology annotation, cellular component: mitochondrial inner membrane; mitochondrion.
ACGGAUGUCAGAAGCUUCAUAAGAGUCCGCAUUGUUGCAAAUAUUAUAACAACCCUGUUAAAUGAAAGCAGCUGAUUGCGCGUUUCAUACAAAAUAUAUAAAGUUAAAAAUUUUUUAUUUGUGCAAUACUUUUCUAUAUAAGAAAUUUAAAGAAUAUAAUUAGAACUUGUAUGGUUCGCAAGUGUCACUCAACAACAUCAGCGAAUACAAAAGCAGAUAACGUUUCAAAUGAAGAUGAUAUAUCGCAGGACAAUAAUCCCGAACUAUGGGAUGACUUCACCAAAGAAUUUAUGAAAAAUCGAAUUGAGUUAACACCACUUCAAAAAUUUAUACUAUGUACUGGAUCUUCGCUUGCCGCCAUUUUAGAUCCUAGAAGGCACGAUAUGAUUGCUUGUCUUGGAGAAACAACUGGAGGAUUUGCAUUAGAAAACAUUUUACAAGAAAUGAAGUCCAAUGAGGAGGGUCAAAGAAUACUCACAUUAAGACCACGCAUCAAUACAAAAACCGUUGAUCUUGAUAAAUUACGUUCCCUACCAGAAAAUAAAUUUGGAUAUGCCUAUGUAAAAUUUUUGGAUCAUAACAAUGUAACGCCAGAUUCACGAAUGGAAGUUCGUUUUAUUAAUAAUCCAGAGUUAGCCUAUGUAAUGACACGAUAUCGAGAAUGCCACGAUUUGGUACACGCGAUAUUAGAUAUGCCCACAAAUAUGUUAGGCGAAGUGACAGUAAAAUGGAUAGAAGCUUUAAAUAACAAUCUACCAAUGUGCUAUGCUGGGGCAGUUUUCGGAGCAAUGCGUUUAAGGCCCAAGCAACGAAAAGAAUACGUCAAUCGUUAUUUACCAUGGGCUGUAGAAAAUGGCAAAAAAAUGAAACCAUUAAUGCCAAUAUUUUGGGAGGAACGUUGGGAGCAAAAUACAGACGAUUUACGUAAAGAAUUAAAUAUAACACCAUUAAAAUAA